This is a messenger RNA of Onychomys torridus (southern grasshopper mouse), 2064 nucleotides long. RefSeq names its product ST8 alpha-N-acetyl-neuraminide alpha-2,8-sialyltransferase 3 (gene St8sia3). Gene Ontology annotation, biological process: N-glycan processing; oligosaccharide metabolic process. Gene Ontology annotation, molecular function: alpha-N-acetylneuraminate alpha-2,8-sialyltransferase activity. The record is from RefSeq and is a predicted model, not a curated record. Bases 452 to 1594 code for a protein of 380 amino acids. The transcript has 4 exons. NCBI's taxonomy places the organism in Eukaryota, Metazoa, Chordata, Mammalia, Rodentia, Cricetidae.
AGAGUUCAUUAAUUAAAUCCUGUGCUUAGAUCGAACUGUAACACUAUUCCAAUCACAUUUAUCUUGCAGGCGGCAGCGGAGAUGGCAACCUCGCUGGAAACGCGCGGGGGAGCCUGAGCCGGCAGCCGGAGACGCUCUGCUCCGCGGCGUGCUCCAUCGCCCCGCCGCCUCGCAGACCCUCCAUCUUCCUGCUCAGUUCCGGGCCAGGCUAGCCCCUGCCCCCGGGGUGGGGUAGGGGGGGUGUCUCCCGCUUCUCCUGGGGCUCCAGGUCGUUCCCCACCCCCUGCCCUCCGCGACUCAACUGCCUGGGUCCCCCCUCCCCCGCCACACACACACACUCACACGCGCCCGCGAGCACACACGCACGCACACACACACUCACACGCCAGCAGGCUGCUGGCCGCUCAAUGGACCGAUUUCCCCGGUUUCCCUGAACCCAGCUUAGCCCGGGAUGAGAAAUUGCAAAAUGGCCCGAGUCGCCAGUGUGCUAGGGCUGGUCAUGCUCAGCGUGGCCCUGCUGAUUUUAUCGCUUAUCAGCUACGUGUCCCUGAAAAAGGAGAACAUCUUCACCACUCCCAAGUACGCCAGCCCGGGGGCGCCCCGAAUGUACAUGUUCCACGCGGGAUUCCGGUCACAGUUUGCGCUGAAGUUUCUAGACCCGUCAUUUGUGCCCAUUACGAAUUCUCUCACCCAUGAACUCCAAGAGAAACCUUCUAAAUGGACAUUUAAUCGGACUGCGUUUUUACAUCAAAGGCAAGAAAUUCUUCAGCAUGUCGAUGUAAUAAAAAAUUUUUCUUUGACCAAGAAUAGUGUUCGGAUUGGACAACUGAUGCAUUAUGAUUAUUCCAGCCAUAAAUAUGUUUUCUCUAUUAGCAAUAACUUCCGCUCACUGCUCCCAGAUGUGUCACCCAUUAUGAAUAAGCGUUAUAAUAUUUGUGCUGUGGUUGGAAACAGUGGCAUCUUGACAGGGAGUCAGUGUGGACAAGAAAUAGAUAAAUCAGAUUUUGUUUUUCGAUGCAAUUUUGCCCCUACGGAGGCUUUCCAAAAGGAUGUUGGGAGGAAAACCAACCUCACAACCUUCAACCCCAGCAUCCUGGAAAAAUAUUACAACAAUCUUUUAACCAUUCAAGACCGUAACAACUUCUUCCUCAGUUUAAAAAAGCUCGAUGGGGCCAUUCUUUGGAUCCCUGCAUUUUUCUUCCACACUUCUGCAACUGUAACCAGAACGUUAGUUGACUUUUUUGUUGAACACAGAGGUCAGUUAAAGGUCCAGUUGGCUUGGCCUGGAAAUAUAAUGCAACAUGUUAACAGGUACUGGAAAAACAAACACUUGUCACCCAAACGACUGAGCACAGGCAUCCUGAUGUACACUCUUGCAUCUGCAGUCUGUGAAGAGAUCCACUUGUAUGGAUUCUGGCCUUUUGGAUUUGACCCCAACACAAGGGAAGAUCUUCCAUACCAUUACUAUGACAAAAAAGGAACCAAAUUUACCACCAAGUGGCAGGAGUCUCACCAGCUGCCUGCUGAGUUCCAGCUGCUGUAUCGGAUGCAUGGUGAAGGGCUCACCAAACUCACGCUGUCACACUGUGCCUAAGAACUCCAAAUGGAAAGUGCCAAAUGGCUGUUUUAAAAGUGCCCCCAAACCAAAUUGAAUAGUCUCCAGAACAGAACCCCAAAGACAAUCUGGCAAAGCUUGUCUGCCACUUACAUGGAAGGAUCUACUCUUCCUCCUCUGCACUGCUCUCUGAACGGUCUUAGCAGACUUAGGACCGCUGCAUUGAAGCCACGUGAGUUAGACUUGGUUGGUAAAGGUGAUAUUGCAUUUGGAAGUAUGCUGCACAGAGAAUGGCUUGAAAUAGUUCCAUGUAUGUAUUUUAAUAAUAAACUGACUCCCAUGUGGAUGAGCUGUCAUCUCCUCCAUGGCUGUCCUCUCUUGAGCCCCACUCCGAUACAGUCCUCAUAAUCAGAGAGCACUAGCCAGCUUCAGCAGGAUCUCUUUUGCCAGGGGGAUCAGAGUCUUCAAAAACAAAAAUAAAAAUCUGGUUUGCAGGUUGCAUAUUCUCU